UUAGCAUCUACAGUAAAUAGUUUUUAUGUUCACACUAUGAUUCCACCGGCAGACUCACUGCUCAAGUAUGACAACCCGGUGCUGGUCAGCAAAAGCUCAGGGCUCAAGUCUCCAAAGGGCCGCAGUUUUAAGGUCAGUCCCCAGCAGUCUCCAGAUACCACCCCUGUGCCUCCUCCUCCCAAACCAAAACCAGGUCCAAUUGAACAACAAAAUGAAGAGAUCCUCAAUUCCAUACUUCCUCCUAGAGAAUGGGCUGAGGGAACUCAACUAUGGGUGCAGAAAGUGUCUAGUGCCCCUUGUACAAGAACAGAAGUGGUUCUGCUAAGUGAACAACUGGACACAAAGCUACAACAAAGACAGGCCAGGAUCACAGGCAUCUGCCCAGUGCGCCGGGAACUAUACUCACAGUGCUUUGAUGAGCUGAUCAGACAAGUGACCAUAAACUGUGCGGAGAGAGGUCUGCUGCUGUUACGAGUGCGAGAUGAAAUACAAAUGACUAUUGCAGCGUACCAGACAAUCUACGAGAGCAGCGUGGCUUUUGGCAUUAGGAAGGCUCUGCAGUCAGAACAUGGCAAGGCUGACAUGGAGAAAAAAAACGCUGAACUGGAGAACGAGAAGCAGGAUUUAAUCAAGCAGCUAAAUGAACAGAAGGCCAAAUGUGAUGCUAUAGAAAAGAGGGAAGCCGAGAGGAGACAGGUGGAGGAGAAGAAGCACGCAGAGGAGACCCAAGGUCUGAAGAGGACUAACCAACAGCUAAAGACCCAGCUAGAAGGAAUUAUCACAUCUAAGAAGUAUCAUUAA
Periophthalmus magnuspinnatus is the source of this 801-nucleotide messenger RNA. It is a transcript of the gene dnali1, whose product is annotated as dynein, axonemal, light intermediate chain 1. The transcript is spliced from 6 exons. Lineage: Eukaryota; Metazoa; Chordata; Actinopteri; Gobiiformes; Gobiidae. Gene Ontology annotation, cellular component: axoneme; filopodium. Gene Ontology annotation, molecular function: dynein heavy chain binding. The coding region runs from base 37 to 801 and encodes 254 amino acids. The record is from RefSeq and is a predicted model, not a curated record.